UAGGCUAUAUGGAGUGCAAAAGACAAAAAAAAUCAAAAUUGUUCGGCUUUUAAUAACUUCAUAACCUUUCCUUGGGGAGACCGUUCCGUUUGCCGGUGAAUUAAAAAUGAGCAAAAUCCCAACUCAGCAGCAGCAGCACAAGCAACGUCAGAGCAGCCUUCCAAACCCCGGCAUAACCCACGCACCAUCAGAACAACCCCUAGAGGAAAUGGUUGCCGGUAAUGGUGGUGAAAAAGGCAAUCGGAACUUUCCAUCGCACCGCUGCUCCGUCAGCUAUGAUGUGGACCUGGUGAAGCUGCUAAUAUCCGCCAACACCGUACCACGCAGGCUCGCUCGCUGGUGGCACCGGCUAUGCCUGAUCGAUCAUCACAGCCCCAUCGCGAGGCUCGCCUUUCGCAGCGAUACGGCAAUCAAGCGCGAAAUGUCACGCCAGCUUACCUACUACCCGGGCACGAUACAUCCGCUGAGCUAUUUCCGCUUCAUCUGGAACUGUCUGAUGAUAGUAACGUUCGCGAGCGUCUUCCUGCUGAUACCGUACGACAUAACGUUUCUGUACCGGAUCGAGGACUACUAUCCCUUUACCGCGUUUCAUAUGGUGCUGUUGGGCGCGGAUUUCAUUUGCCUGGUUGAUGUGGUGAUAAACCUGUACACCGGGACGUACGACCGCCAAUCGCAGCGUGUCGAUCUGAACAUGAGCGGCGUCCGGAAGCGUUACCUGCGCUUUUGGUUCUGGAUCGAUGUCAUCACCUCGGCACCGGAUCCACUGUUGACGAGGCUCAUUCCCACCACAACGUUCGACAACUCGCUGGUGUACUGUCUGCAUCGGCUCAACUUCCAUGCCGGCUGCCUGUGGGAUCUGUGGAGUUUGCUGUCGGUGAUGAAGAUCUUCCGCUUCCGGACGUUCCUGCGCUACAUCCGCGGCCUUUGUGAGUGGUUCGGGCUGCGGCGCAAGGUGAUCAAGUUCAUCGCCAUCCUGGCCACCGUGCUGACGGUGUUCCAUUGGAGCACGUGUCUAAUGUUUCUGGUGCUCCGGUUAGCGCAAGGAACUGAUCCAGCCCAGAUCGAUCAGCGCUCCUGGACGAUGAAAAUUUCGUUCUGGAAUCAAACGUCUUUGGUUCGCUACAUGGAAUGCUCCUACCGCACGCUGUACACCGUGGCACACAUCACGCACGACUUCAGCGAGUCCAUGACCUACGACGAUAUGCUGAUGUCCCUGGCCUACACCAUCAGUGGCUACAUCCUCAAGAUUUACCUGCUAGCGGAGUUGCUUAUUUUCAUACGCAUUCUGUUUUCCAGCGCCAGCAAGUAUCACGAGUAUCGGUACGAGCUGAGCAACUACAUGCGCCACGAGCAGCUGCCGGCCGCGCUGCAGCAGCAAAUCUUGAGCUUCUACGACUUCCGCCAUCCGAAGAUCUACAGCCGCUGGUCGCUGAUCCGGUCCGUGCUGGGGGAGCAGCUUUACGGAGAGAUGCGCAUGCAGCUGGUGGGACCGCUGCUACGGGGCUGUCCCCUGUUUCGGGCCGUGUUUACCGACCAGCAGCUGAUGGCGUUGGCACUCGGCAUGCAGUACCAGCUAUUCAUGAGGAACGAUAUUAUUGCCCGCUGGAACGGUGACGAGCGGGCCUGGCACAUGGUGUUCAUCGUGUCCGGCACGGUCGCCCUGUACACGAGCGGCUGGCAAAAGGUGCUGCACCUGGAGGAUGGGGAGCAUUUCGGAGAAUUUCAGCUGCUCUUUGAUGCGAACACGGUGAAAUUCCCCAACAUGGUAGCGGUGGAAAACUCUCAGCUUUAUAUCUUGUCCCGGGACUGGUUGGAACGGUUUCUGCAACCGCACCCAGCGCUGCGCCUGCAUCUAAUCGACCUGGCAACGGAACACCUGCACCAGAUGGAACAAAUGCAGCGUGGCAGCGUGCUGGAAGCGCUGGAACAUGUCGAGACGGUGCGAAUGCAACCCACCACCGGCACCAGCAGUGCCAAGCCGCACCAGCGUUAGCAGCAACGAACGACCGAGUGCGCAGUGCGUUUCCUGCCCGGCCCGGAUGAAUAAAUCCCACCGUGGAGCCGCUUACCUGGGCCGCUUCCGACUGCCACCUCAAUCCGGGCCCCGGCGACAAUCAAUCAUUUCCGGAACUGGAGAGAAACUGUGCCGAGGUGGGUCGAUUUGAUUCUGUUUGCACCGAGCGAUGGUAACAUUAUUUCCCCCCCAGAGCAACAUUUCCACCCACCCACCUUCCCCACGGGAAACGGUAUUGUGUUGUUUGGUGGCGAUAUUUUUCCUCUCUCGCUCUCUUUUUGUUGCCACUUUUCCGAUUUAUUAAUAUUAAGUGUGGCAAUCGCUACACGAUCGCCGGCUGCUUCACCCAAGGAUGGCACCCGAGGCCCUUCUUUCAACGGUGCAAACGAAUUUAAUUAAAUAUUUCACUUUGAAGCGGCAUGUGCGAAGCGACGACUUCGGGUGGGUGGAGCCCAAUAAAUCAGUUAACACGCGGCAGGUUGAAGAUA
Molecule: messenger RNA, 2502 nt
Organism: Anopheles arabiensis
Lineage: Eukaryota; Metazoa; Arthropoda; Insecta; Diptera; Culicidae
Product: potassium/sodium hyperpolarization-activated cyclic nucleotide-gated channel 2-like
Exons: 10
Coding region: 107-1993 (628 amino acids)
Source: RefSeq, a predicted model, not a curated record